AUGGUAUAUCAAUUGAGUGCGACGCUGAAAGGGMACAGCCAAGACGUCAGGGACGUGGUAGCUGUGGAUGAUUCGAAAGUAGCCAGUGCUUCGAGAGAUGGGACGGUUCGGAUGUGGUCAAAAGACGACCAAUGGCACAGUACAGUGGUUUAUUCAGGGCAGGGAUUUUUAAACAGUGUGUGCUAUGAUUAUGAGAAACAGGUCCUGCUCUUUGGUGGAAAGGACACCAUGAUCAACGGUGUGCCCUUAUUUGCCACCUUAGGAGAGGAUCCCUUGUAUACAUUGAUCGGCCAUGAGGGGAAUGUUUGUAGUUUGGAAUGCCGAGAAGGUGUUGUGGUAAGUGGCAGUUGGGACAAGACCGCCAAAGUUUGGAAAGACGGAUCUUUAGUUUACAAUUUACAAGCGCAUAGUGCCUCUGUAUGGGAUGCCAAAGUGGUAUCCCUUACAGAAAACAAGUACCUGACUGCCUCUGCAGAUAAAACGAUCAAACUGUGGCAAAAUGGGGAAGUGAUCAAGACAUUCAGCGGAAUCCAUAAUGAUGUGGUGAGGCACUUGGCCCUGGUGGACAGUGGCCAUUUCAUUAGUUGUUCUAAUGAUGGUCUCAUUAAAUUGGUCGAGAUCCGUACGGGCAAAGUGCUAAAAAUUUUUGAAGGUCAUGAAAGUUUUGUUUAUUGUGUGAAGCUGCUGCCUAAUGGAGAUGUAGUAAGUUGUGGUGAGGACCGGUCGGUUCGCAUAUGGUCCAUGGAAAAUGCAUCAUUAAUGCAAGUCAUUACGCUGCCUGCGGUCUCCGUUUGGUCUAUAGACUGUAUGCCUAAUGGUGAUAUAGUAAUAGGGAGUAGCGAUAAUCUCGUUAGAAUAUUCUCACAUGAUGAAUCAAGGUGGGCAUCAGAGGAAGACAUAAAGGAGCUAUCAAAACAGGUGGAAGAAUCCACUAUAAGUUCCGAGACAAUGCAAUUUGACGAGUCAAAAUUAUCGCCUUUUGAGAUCUUGCAAUCUCCGGGGCGUAAAGAGGGCCAAGUUGUGGUGGUCAAAUCGCCUCAAGGCACGAUAGAGGCUCAUCAAUACUCAAAUAGCUCAUGGACUAAGAUUGGUGACGUUGUCGGAGCAGGUGCUACCGGAAACGACCAAAAGGUGGAAUACGAGGGCAAGUCAUACGACUAUGUAUUUGAUGUGGAUAUCGAAGAUGGGAAACCUCCUUUGAAAUUGCCUAUCAAUGCUAACGAUAAUCCAUACACAGCCGCUGAUAAUUUCUUGGCCCGCUAUGAAUUGCCAUCGAGUCAUAGAGAUUUAGUGGUACAAUUUAUCUUGAAAAACACCAAUGGUGUGUCACUAGAUCAAGGAACCGGUGCCGAUGAUACACCCCUAGCCGCAUCGUCAACAUCAUCGACGUCAACAACAACAAUGAAGGUGUUCCCCGUUAAAGAAUACUUGGUUAUGGACAACUUUAACCCAGAUACUAUUUUCAACGGAAUCGCAAAGAUAAACGCCAGUGAGAAGACGUUUGACGAUGAAAUUUUGGCACAAAUAGGUGGUGCGCUACAUGACAUCGAUGAAAGUUGGGAGCUGUUGCUAUCGUUUGCCAAUACAAUAAGAUCUACUUGGGAAAUUAAAACCCCUGCGUACGACAUAGUGCGGUUGAUCGUUAAAAAAUUGCCUUAUUCGUCAGAUAUCAACGAUUACAUUGAAGAAGGCUUGGGUAACAAGAAUAUCACUCUAGCCAUGCUAACUGUGCGUAUCUUGGUAAAUUGCUUCAAGAAUGAAAACUGGGGGGUAAAGCUGUUAGCAUCUGAGCAAGUUUAUAAAUCAAUUUUCGAAACAAUUGAUACCGAAUUCUCUCAAGCAUCUGCUAAGCAAUCCCAAAAUUUGGCUGUUGCCGUAGCCACAUUAAUUUUCAAUUACUCAGCUCUUGUGACAAGAGAGAACUCUGACCCGGAACUUUUGCCAAUUAUAGCCGACGCUAUGAACACCAAGUAUGGACCUUUAGAGGAGUAUCAAGAAUCCGAAGAAGCCGCAUAUAGACUUUCCAUGGCAUACGGUAAUUUAUCUACUGUCGAGCCUACGUUAAGACAAUUUGCUAAAUCGGUAACAUGGCUUGCAAACAUUAGAAAAAGCUAUGGGAACGUGCCAAGAUUCAAAGAUCUGUUUGACGAUUUAUCCUGA
Saccharomyces eubayanus is the source of this 2160-nucleotide messenger RNA. It is a transcript of the gene DOA1, whose product is annotated as Doa1p. The transcript has a single exon. Bases 1 to 2160 code for a protein of 719 amino acids. Gene Ontology annotation, cellular component: cytoplasm; nucleus. Gene Ontology annotation, biological process: ubiquitin recycling; proteasome-mediated ubiquitin-dependent protein catabolic process. NCBI's taxonomy places the organism in Eukaryota, Fungi, Ascomycota, Saccharomycetes, Saccharomycetales, Saccharomycetaceae. The record is from RefSeq and is a predicted model, not a curated record. Gene Ontology annotation, molecular function: ubiquitin binding; phosphatidylinositol binding.